ACAAGGCAUAUUUCCUGUCUCCUUUGAGGGAGCACAUCAGCCAGUCUACGCCAUACACGCUGGAGGCGCUGUCAGCCCAGCCUAGGCAGAUGACAACUGAUCAUCUGACAGCCUUCCUCAGGAGGGCAGACACCUACAGAUGGAGCUCAAUUCUUUCCUAGUCUUAUGUCGGGAGCGCGCGAACUAGCGCGGGAGCACGCCGUGGCUACAGCACACAGUGACAUUUCAUUUCCUGCAGCGCGUUAUCAUCACCCUUGCAGCAAGAGUAGAGAAAAACGAGCGCCGAGAGGCGGUCGCGGAUGUACUAUAACCACCGGUCUCCUAAAAACUAAUGUAUGCUCUCAAGAAUUUCUCAUGAGGAAAGGCUGAACGGAGAAGAAACCCCUUAGAAUGUUGUGUUGUUACUGCACGGGCGACGAGGAGAAUAAUUCCGGGUCCAACGCCUCCAAAAACGACAGUCCCUCUGCGAGCCAGAGCUUCAUAUCGGGGCCUCAGCUGGAAGAGUACCGAGACGCCUUUAACUUGUUUGACAAAGAUGGCGACGGUUUGAUCAGCCUUGAUGAGCUGUGGACAGCUAUGAGGGACAUGGGACAGUUCACGUCAGAGGAAGAUCUCAGAGAACUCCUGCAUGAAGUUGAUCCUGAUGGUGGCAUGACUAUCCAGUUCGAAGACUUCGUGGUGAUUCUGUCGUCCAUUCUGAAGGCAGAAGCGGACGUGUGUCUGCCUGAAGACGAAGAAGGAGAACUUCGGGAAGCCUUCAAGUUGUUUGACAAGGAAGGGAACGGCUACAUUACAUCUUCGGACCUUAGACAAGUCUUGAACUGCCUGGGUCAAGAUCUGAGCGAGGAAGAAGUGGAUGACAUGAUCGGGGAAGUUGACCAAGACGGUGACGGCAAGAUAGAUUACGACGAAUUUGCAACGGCAGUUUGCGGUAUCACAGACAAACAGCGCCUGGAGUAACGGACACUGUAGAAACCCACAAAAACUACUCUAAUACAUUGAAAACUAGAGAAAGUCGAAGAAUUGUUUACGUGAAUGCGACACCAGAUACGCACUGGAAACUCUGUCAACGCUAUUAUCACCAUCAUCAAGUGAAUGAGCUUUGGGAAAAUGACAAUGUGUGAAUUUGUUAGAAAAAAAACUCUCGUUAGAACAGAGGACUCCACCAGCUAACAAUGAUGCUUUUUGCCCAGCAGCAAACCGGUAGACCCGGAAACAAGACUGCUAUAUCGCAUCAGACUCAGGCAAACGUUAACCUACAUCAAAUCAAGGUUAUUGGACAAGACAGUUCUCACAGAACGUAAAUUUAUUCAGGCAACUAGCAUGGAUUGAAGGGGAUCUCUAUGUCGUUGCCUCCCUAGAACCCACGUGGCGCUUUUUUAUGCAACCUGAUGAAAGAAUUUAAUGUUUUCUCGAACUCGUCUCCAACUCUCGAAAUCUUAAAAACGAAAAGAAUCAUUAGAAGUUGAUCAAAUAAUUUUCAGAGUCUUUAUCACAAGGUAUAUGGAUUAUAUAA
Branchiostoma belcheri (Belcher's lancelet) is the source of this 1516-nucleotide messenger RNA. Its product is annotated as calmodulin-A-like. The transcript is spliced from 6 exons. The coding region runs from base 391 to 960 and encodes 189 amino acids. Gene Ontology annotation, molecular function: enzyme regulator activity; calcium ion binding. The record is from RefSeq and is a predicted model, not a curated record. Lineage: Eukaryota; Metazoa; Chordata; Leptocardii; Amphioxiformes; Branchiostomatidae.